Exophiala viscosa is the source of this 1946-nucleotide messenger RNA. RefSeq names its product histidinol-phosphate aminotransferase. Lineage: Eukaryota; Fungi; Ascomycota; Eurotiomycetes; Chaetothyriales; Herpotrichiellaceae. Gene Ontology annotation, biological process: L-histidine biosynthetic process. The record is from RefSeq and is a predicted model, not a curated record. Gene Ontology annotation, molecular function: L-histidinol-phosphate:2-oxoglutarate transaminase activity; pyridoxal phosphate binding. The transcript is spliced from 2 exons. The coding region runs from base 149 to 1453 and encodes 434 amino acids.
GCAUGCAAGAUAAUGUCCGGUGCGGAGAAACCUAGGUACAGUACAGUCAGUGUCUGGAGAACGCAAUCGACAACAAUUUUCUAGGUAUGAAGGACAGUACAAUUCGAAGGCACAUACUCUGAUCUUGCCGACGUGGAUUCUGCACAGAAUGGCGAGCAAAUCUUCCCCUUUCGACCUACUCACAUGCGCUCGACCAAAUAUACUGAAGCUACACCCAUAUCGCUGCGCUCGAGAUGACUAUAAGGACGAUGGCACGAACAUCCUUCUUGAUGCCAAUGAAAACGCAUACGGUCCAGGAUUAGUACUCGAUCAGAAUGGGUCCUAUCGACAAUCAGCUUCCUCUACGCCACAGGUCGACUUUCUAGGCUUGAACCGCUACCCAGACCCUCAUCAAGCGGAACUGAAAGAAGGAUUCUGUCGAUUAAGAAACACCCAUACUCAUACCGAGAAGCAGCUUCGACCUGAGAACCUUUUCUGCGGAGUGGGCUCCGACGAAGCCAUUGAUGCGCUGCUGCGAUGCUUUUGCGCACCUGGUAAAGACAAGAUACUGACAUGUCCACCAACGUAUGGAAUGUACGCGGUCAGCGCAGAUGUCAACGACGUUGAGAUCGUGCAUGUACCCUUGAAUCCAAAUGACGGCUUUUCACUACAAACUCAGCAGAUCUUGGACAAGCUGUCCUCGGACUCAACGAUCAAAUUGGUGUAUAUCUGUUCGCCCGGCAAUCCAACAGCUGGGCUCAUACCCAAGAAAGACAUUCAGCAAGUACUCGAACACCCAACGUGGAAUGGCGUCGUAGUGGUUGACGAAGCAUAUAUCGACUUCUCACCUGAAGGUUCAAGCCUUGCAGAAUGGGUUCUCGAGUGGCCGAACUUGGUCGUUAUGCAAACAUUAAGCAAAGCUUUCGGUCUGGCUGGGAUAAGGUUGGGCGUUGCUUUCAGCAGCCCAGACAUCGCAGCACUGCUCAACAACACGAAAGCACCAUACAAUAUCUCUAGUCCGACAAGCGCCAUCGCAACGGCGGCGUUGAAGGAUGAGAAUCUUAAAGCCAUGCGAGAAAACCGAUCGAAAAUCCUAGAACAAAGGGACAGGCUCGUUCGAGAUCUUCCAAAAGUCCCUGGUGUCGGAAGGUUCAGGGGAGGAACCGAUUCCAACUUUUUGCUUGUCGAGGUCUUGGACAAACCAUUGGAGAAAGGUGGGCAGCCAGACAAUGCAACGGCUCUUACUGUAUACGAAACCAUGGCGGGGCAGCGAGGGGUAGUGGUCAGGUUCCGGGGUAAAGAACAUGGUUGCAAGGGUUGUCUACGUAUCACUGUGGGCACAGAGAAAGAGGUGAACCGAUUUCUAGAAGAACUUGGGUCAGUUUUACAGCAAACCUACACGCGAGGCUCAAAUGUCAAUGGGGUGAAGGAAGAGGAGAAACGUGAGGAAGAAGCAAAUGGGGUGAUAUCAUGAUGCAUGUGCACUGCAACUGUCAUGGGGGACUUUUGAUAGAGGUCAAAUGGGCAAACAGAUGAUCACUUUCGGGUGCUGCCUUGUGCUUAACUUCUUACUUAUUAGCGUGCAAGGGGGGAACCAGUUUUCUAGGCUUCCAGGCGACGGGGGAAGCCCCUGUGAAGUCCCGUUGUUCCCACUCUUCGCGUUAUUCCCAAAAGCGAUAGAAGUAAAGAAACACCAGCCUGUCAAUCGCUGCCAGCACAUCAUUCCAGCACCUCUUUCUUGCUGUUGCGAACCACUCACAAGUCUGCUGAGCGCCGCAAGACAAACAUUUACCGUUCAUGCUCUGAACGCUGGAUACUAACAGAGGCUCCCAAUACUGUCAUCCCAUGCACCCUGCAGAUCUGCAGCUAGUCCGUCGGCUACAACUUUGAGCGUUGCGCAGGAACAACAAGCCAAAAAUCUCCGUUCUUACUUCACGGGUCUACCAAUAUCACACCUAUCACACAUA